Molecule: messenger RNA, 2324 nt
Organism: Amphibalanus amphitrite
Lineage: Eukaryota; Metazoa; Arthropoda; Thecostraca; Balanomorpha; Balanidae
Product: tubulin alpha-1C chain-like
Exons: 1
Coding region: 59-1408 (449 amino acids)
Biological process (GO): microtubule cytoskeleton organization; mitotic cell cycle
Cellular component (GO): microtubule; cytoplasm
Molecular function (GO): structural constituent of cytoskeleton; GTP binding
Source: RefSeq, a predicted model, not a curated record
GUGCGCGUUGCAAGCACACGGAGAGUCUUGGGUCCGGUCGGAGGACGCGAGGGUAGCCAUGCGCGAGGUCAUCAGCAUCCACGUCGGCCAGGCCGGCGUCCAGAUGGGCAACGCCUGCUGGGAGCUCUACUGCCUCGAGCACGGCAUCACACCGGACGGACAUAUGCCCUCCGACACCAGCUUCGGCGUCGCCGACGACAGUUUCAACACCUUCUUCCACGAGACGGGCACGGGCAAGCACGUGCCACGCGCUCUGUUUGUGGACCUGGAGCCGACGGUGGUGGAUGAGGUACGCAUGGGCACGUACCGCCAGCUGUUCCACCCGUCUCAGCUUCAGUCCGGCAAGGAGGACGCCGCCAACAACUAUGCCCGCGGACACUACACCAUCGGCAAGGAGCUGAUCGAUCAUACCAUGGAUGUGAUCGGCAAGAUGGUGGAAAACUGCAGCGGCUUCCAGGGUUUCCUGGUGUUCCACUCAUUCGGCGGCGGCACCGGUUCCGGCUUCACCUCGCUGCUGAUGGAGAAGCUCUCACUCGACUAUGGUAAGAAGUCCAAACUGUGCUUCUCCAUCUACCCGGCGCCGCAGGUGGCCACGGCUGUCGUGGAGCCGUAUAAUGCGAUCCUCUUCACGCACACAACUCUGGAGCACGCCGAUGUCGAGUUCAUGGUCGACAACGAGGCCAUCUACCAGCUGGCGCAGAGAAACCUGGACAUCGAGCGUCCGACGUACACCAACCUGAACCGUCUUAUCGGCCAGAUUGUCUCCUCCAUCACGGCCUCGCUGCGCUUCGAAGGCGCACUGAACGUCGACCUGACUGAGUUUCAGACCAACCUGGUGCCGUACCCGCGCAUCCACUUCCCGUUGGCGACCUACGCUCCUGUCAUCUCUGCGGAGAAGGCCCAGCACGAGAAGAUGUCUGUGGAUGAGAUCACUCAGGCCUGCUUCGAUCCUGCGAAUCAGAUGGUCAAGUGUGACCCACGUAGCGGCAAGUACAUGGCCUGCUGUCUCUUGUAUCGCGGAGACGUCGUGCCGAAGGACGUCAACGGGUCAAUUGCUGCCCUCCGCAACAAACGCAGCAUCCAGUUCGUCGACUGGUGUCCGACCGGCUUCAAGGUGGGCAUCAACUACCAGCCGCCGACCGUGGUGCCCGGCGGCGACCUGGCCAAGGUGCAGCGCGCCGUCUGCAUGCUCUGUAACACCACUGCCAUCAAGGAGGCGUGGGGCCGUCUCGACCACAAGUUUGACGUGAUGUACGCCAAGCGCGCCUUCGUGCACUGGUACGUCAGCGAGGGCAUGGAGGAGGGCGAGUUCUCCGAAGCUCGCGAAGACAUCGCGGCUCUGGAGAAGGAUUACGAGGAGGUAGAGACCACGGCGAUCUUUGACGACGACGAUGACGACGACUAUUGAGCCGAAUGAGAAGGUGAAUAGGAGAGGCUCUCAUACGUCACCGUCAGUGAAGUUCACUGGAAAAGCUGCACAAGUAUUGAGGAGAAGCUGCUUAACUCAGGAAGGCGUGAAAAGCUUGAUAAUCUCUUAGAAGGAACAGUCAUACAUAUAUCAGGAUUGUUCAUAGACAUGGCUCACCACUACGCUCGUGAACUAAUAUCACUUUUGUCUUUUGUCACAAGAAAUCUACGGAUGCUUCGUUAUACUUGAACGAAAUCAUUAAUGGAAGCUUAUUGUGUUGGUAGGGUACGCGAUUUCUUAGCAUUGUGUGCGCUUGUGGCGCUUGUUGUUUGGGGUAGUGUUAUGGCGAUUUACAUUGUUAUUAUCUGUCGGUUCACUCUUGCAUAAGUGUCAACACUGUCUAUCACGGGGACUAGAAUAAGGCGGCACCUGCCCAAUUACAUGGUAGACUGGGACAUUUAUAUACUAAUUAAUCAGUCUAAUGGAACUGAGUGUUCCUUUUGUCAUAACCUCAUUCGUUUAAGCAUUGAGCAGCAUCCAAGCGUUAACCCGCGUCUUAAGAACUUAUAGACCUAUCAAGUAUUUUGUUUCAAUUAUUGUAAUUGUCCAAUGAGCUUAUUUAAAUGUCAGUGAUGACAUUUUAUAUCGCUUUAGUAAUGUUUUGCGCGACGCUUUUCUGCUCUGACAAUGGUGAAUGGUUCUUUACAUUGGAAUGUAAGACACUUUCAUACUUCAGACACUUGGUAUCGGGUAGUGUCCGUUCAUUUCGCAAAGAUACUGUCGUUAGAUUUAUCCUGCAUUCUGACCUAUAUCCCUGCAUCAUGCUGAUUGUAACCAUGAGAAGUAAUUUUUGAACGAUAUAAUGCGAUGUAGGUACUGUGAUAGACAUCCAUGCAAUACACGUCGAGCUUGACAA